AUGGCUCGAGGAAACAAGGACAAGUCUGCAUCCAAGGGAGCUGCAGACAAAUCGAAAAUUAGCGAAGCUCAAGGAACUGAGAAAGACUCGAGGGCCGCAAAAAGCUCCGAGACCACGUCUGAAUUGGAGCCAGCUGUGCCUGAAGCAAACGAGACUAAAGAUGCAGGUGUCAACGCUGUCGCCCAAAACGAUGGUCAAUCUUUGCCUAACGACCAAAAGAGAACUCCUGAAAAAAGUAUAGUGUCAUCUAAUGGUGAAAAGGGGCUAGAUGCUGGGAAACCAGCCCUCGAUACUACUGCCUCGACAGCUAGCGGAAUAGCGCAGCUCUCAUCGAAAGAAUCAGAAGCUCGGAAAACAGUGGAAACAAUAUCUGAUACUGCGAAAGAAAAUAGUGGGAAAACCGAGCCUACUGAAGAAACGAUUGUUGAUUCACACACUGCCGCGCAAGUCGACGCACUGGCAAGUAUGUCGCCAGAGGAGCGCGAAGCAGAGCUCCGGAGUCAAGUCACGAGCCUCAACACGAAGCUGGUAUCCGCGAUCAAUCGCAUGUCUGACUUGGAAGAUGAAUUGAGCGUUACGCAAAAUACAUUGGCGGUUAAGUCAUCGCGGCUCGAUGAGCUUAGCAAGGAACGCGACCAGUAUAUUUCGGCUUUGGACACUGGUUUGUUGGUGGAAAAAUCACAUGUGACGUCAGAAAUGCAGCGCAUGAUGGAGCGCGUCGUUGACGAAACGGCACAGAGAGGCAAAGCCGAGAAUGAUCGGACUCGCAUUGAAGCUGAACUGGAGGAGCUCAGCGCGUCGCUCUUCAACGAAGCGAACAAGAUGGUUGCCGUUGAGCGCCUACAGCGUACACGUGUGGAAGAACGAAGCCGUGAGCUUGAAGCAACACUUCAUGAUACCGAACGCAUCAUGGCCGAUCACCAAGACAUGCUAAAGUCUCUGCAAUCAGAGAUCGAAGUGCUACGAAGACAGCCUAUCACUCCAACUUUUUUAUCUCAGGCACCUUCCGAACUUGCCAAGCCUACUCUCCAUAUUUUUGUGAACGUGCCUCCGUAUCAGGAAUUUCUGGCUUUCCUUGCGUAUUUGCGCAGCUUGCAAAUGCAGCUAGAGCCCUACUUUAUGAUGUCGCGAAAUGGUGUUGACUGGACGACAGCGCCGCCCUCGUCGCCGGCACCGUUCAUGGGCAGUGUUAUGGCUUCUUCAAGCACAAACUCGCUAUCUGCUACUCGUCAUCGUGAUUACCCUCAUUUGCCCAUGUCUGCUGAACAAUUAGUACAUGUUUCAUCCCAAACAUCACUGCCAUUUAUCCGCCGCAUGCUCGAAGAAGAUACAGAUCCUUGUCUUCGGCUGGCCCAAGCGCCUGGUCUAAACUGGCUCGCUCGCAGACAAGCAUCUGCUGCUGUAUUGGAUGGUGACGUUAUGAUUGAGCCGAUUUUUGCAGGUGGUAUUGUUCCUGACGAAAGGGCCAUAAGGGAUGAAUACGGUGCUCUUCCGCCCGUUCCCUGUGCUAUUUGCUCGACACCAUUGCUGAAUGUCACCCCUGUCAUGGAUGGGACAAGUUCCUCAUCUACAUCCGAUGCAAAUCCAAGCCGGUCGAACUCGAUCAGCUGGUCCAAUUCAUCUGGUCGUCGCGGCUUCCCAUCGUUGUUUCAGACGCUUCGUCGGAGUCAUACAGAGCGCUCGUGGACGCCGCCUAUCGAGCCCGAAGGGAAGGACAAGGAGCAAAGUGAUUCGUCUUCUCGUGGAUCUGCCUCUUGGCAUGCGGACUCACUGCCUAUCCCUACCCACUAUUUCCGUCUCUCAGAUCAGGCCACGAAUCGGUAUUUGCUGUGUGCGCACAACUGUCUCUAUCGGCUUCGUGCGAUAUGUGCCGUUUGGGCCUUCGUGCGGACACUUGAGCGAUCAAUCGUGCUUGAGGGCAAAUACGAACCAGACAUGGUGGGUCAAAUUCCUGCGGAUCGUUCCCGUGCGUCCUCUUCGUCAGCAUCUCGAUCAAGUUGCGUGGUCAAUGCGCCAAACGAGGCAAGCCACUCUGAGACUCAGCCACUUGCUCAACCUACAGCGCGACGAGGAGUACCGGCUGAGGUGCCACCAGACAUGGAUCCAGAUGAUUAUGAGACUCACCAGAAUAUGGAUGGUGCUAAGGAGGCUUCUGAGGCGGGAGAAGCCUCCGAAGCCAAGAAGAAGGACGAUUCUGAAGCAUCAAAACUGCUUGAAUCAUCCGACACAGUGAAUGCGACAGGCAUACGCCCGUCUAAAAAAGUCGAGGAGGUUUCUGAGACCUCGAAGGAUGAGCGAGGAACCCCAGAAUCACAUGCACCUCCAGCCUCUGAGGCAGGGACUAUGACUGCGCCUGAGCCCAUAAUGGACACUAAUUCAAACGGGACAGAUGUUCAACCGUCAGAAGACCGGAUUGAUCCCGAUAACGCUGUGUCUUCUGACAGCAAGCCAAAACCCCGUAAUGAAUCCCAGGUUUCUGACAAAUCUGGCGAGUCUAAUGGUUCUGGAAAGGGUGAAAGAUCGAAACCCGACGAUGGUGAGUUGAAGCCACCGCCUCCACCAAAGAUACUUUCUCGAACGACGUCCUCAGCAUCGCCGGCACCCAUAUUUCCGACAGCUACGUUGUCGCGGGUCUCGUUCCAAGCUGACCCUGAUCGAAGUGGUUUAUCAUGGGAAGACAGUCUAUGGAUGGAGGUGCUACGGUACAAGGAGCUUUUGUGGAAGGUUCGUGUGGGCGUAGAUCUUGAGAGUCUGGACAUUGUAUAG
This is a messenger RNA of Malassezia globosa CBS 7966, 2766 nucleotides long. RefSeq lists its product as uncharacterized. Bases 1 to 2766 code for a protein of 921 amino acids. The record is from RefSeq and is a predicted model, not a curated record. Gene Ontology annotation, cellular component: Golgi to plasma membrane transport vesicle; cell tip. The transcript has a single exon. NCBI's taxonomy places the organism in Eukaryota, Fungi, Basidiomycota, Malasseziomycetes, Malasseziales, Malasseziaceae. Gene Ontology annotation, molecular function: guanyl-nucleotide exchange factor activity. Gene Ontology annotation, biological process: exocytosis.